CGAAAACGCCCCGUUUUGCCGCAACGAUCGAAUGUAACGAAACGUUCUACUACAGUUCGCAGUGCGGAAUUGGACGCCCAUUACGGCGUAUUAUCGAAAACUGCAAUGUUUCAUUUUUAUUGAAAUAAUUUUAAUAUAUUAUUCAAUAAUAUAUAUGAGACACGACGACGUGUAUGUUUAACAUAUUUUUUUAUUUUUUGUCCGCACUUCGCAGCGCUACCGUCAAGGCUGUCCCUUUCUCCCGCUCGUCAUCCGCCGCCGCCACCGCGCGCCGUCCGUCUAUAAUAUUAUAAUAAUACGCGACGCCGCGCCGUAUCAUCGACAUCCGCGGUGACAAGCGACUUUUAAAAGUUUUUUUCUUCUUUAUCAAAUCCAACUAGUGACAAGGAAAAAAAUAUAAUAAUAAUACGCGACUCCGUAGUACUGGUAGGCACGAAACUACGGUACCGUCCAGUGGGGAGACAACAACAGUCUGUGCAAAACUACCAACUAUACAGUGAUAUUAUAUAUUAUUGUUGUUACGGUUUACCGUUUACGACAUUCAUUCCGUCUCCUGUUCGAAUCAGUUGUGGUGCGUCACCGCUGCCGCCGCCGCCGCCGCCGCUGUUAAUUAUGUGAUAAUCAAUCGACGACGUAAAACAUUCGAAGAAUUUUCCCAAAGUUAAACACUGUAUACCAGUGUUCCGCUUUUUGCGUAUCACACGCGCACACACACACAUACACACACACGCUCGCGAUAAAUACAAUAAAAUAUUCGUACUGUGAUUAGAAAGGAAGUCAGUGAGAGUUUAAUAUAAGACGUAAAGAUACAUAUAUAUAUAUGCAUAAAUAUUAUUAAUUAAUUUUUUUUGUAAUUAUUUCAAUACAAUUUUCGUUUGUUUAAAUAUUUAUAUUUUUAGUUUAUUUUUAUAUCGUUCCUACAUUAAUUCCGUAACUCACAUAAUAAUUAUUAUAUAAUAUUAAUACAGUAUUACAUUCACGGCGGACCCUAGCGGAAAAACAGCUUGUAGAAAAACCCAAAAUCACUAAUAAAUAUAUAAUGGCCAACAGAGCUGUACCACAGAGACCUAAUGGCCAAACACCAGGAAAAAUAUGUCAGUUCAAGUUGGUUCUUUUAGGCGAAUCAUCAGUUGGAAAAUCUAGUUUAGUACUUAGAUUUGUAAAGGGCCAGUUUCAUGAAUACCAAGAGAGUACCAUUGGUGCUGCUUUCCUUACCCAAACAAUUCAUUUAAAUGAUGUAGCUGUAAAAUUUGAAAUUUGGGAUACAGCUGGUCAGGAGCGUUACCAUAGUUUAGCACCAAUGUAUUAUAGAGGUGCUCAAGCAGCUAUUGUAGUCUAUGAUAUUACUAAUCAAGAUACCUUUGAAAGAGCUAAAAAUUGGGUGAAGGAACUUCAAAGACAAGCAACACCCGGUAUUGUAAUAGCUUUAGCUGGAAACAAGUUAGAUUUAAAUACUAUGAGAAGUGUUCAGACUGAUGAAUCACAAACAUAUGCCUAUGAAAAUGGACUGCUGUUUAUGGAAACAUCAGCAAAGACGAGUGCUAAUGUGACCGAAAUUUUUAAGGCAAUUGCUGAAAAACUUCCUAAGAAUGAAACAACUAAUACAGCAGGGCAGGGUCGACGUCUAGUUGAAUCUGAAGGAGCUAAUAAGAGCCUUAGCAGCUGUUGUAAGUGAUACAGUAAAUCAAGUCAGUUUUCGUAUGGAUUAUUGACAUUUAAUCAUCUAAUAAACUAUAUAGCUUUGUAAAAUUAUUAAGCCUCAGAAUUAUAUUUAUCAAUUUGCAUUUAAUGUAUGUAUCAAUAUAUUAUCUAAUAAUAUAUAUAAAAUGUUUUGUUUAUUUCCAUUAUGCUUCUCUGUAAACAUAAUGUGAGUAUAUUGAGCCAGCAAAAUGUCAAUAUUGGUAUAAUGUUGGUCGUUCAAUAAUAGUUAAUACUUUUUUUCAUUCAUUCAACUUUUUUUAUUAGCAAUAAAUUAUUGUUUGUAUUUAAGGUUUUUUUUUUUACUCAAUCAAGUUUUUACUAUCAAUUUUAAUAUAGUUAAAAUAUUUUACCAUAGCAAGUCAAAUAGGUCUUAACCUAAUUAAUUAUUGUGAACCUAAAAGUGUACAUUUCAAUUAAAUAUUUUCCCAAUAACCUAUUUAUUGAAAAUAAAUUAGUUUAAUACAAAAACUAUUGUACCUACAGCCUAUCACAACUAAGCCACUGUUAAAGUGAUAAGAAAUUUAACCAUGUUUUUUUGUGAUGUUUUUACUUGAACCGCGAUUAGAAUGGUGAAAUCCAUACAUUGUUAAUAUCACAUUGUUACAUUGUUUGGUUUCUUCUAAACAUUUCCGAUUAUUGUGAUUAGUACGUUUUUGGUGAAAUCAACCCUCAAUACAACUUUAUUUAUAGAAUAAUAUAACUUGUAUGUAUUCUGUGUUACUAAAAUUUAAUCACAUUUUAUAUUAUAUAUUAUUUUAAAACCAUUAAAAUUUAAACUAUUAAGUCUAUACAUAUAUACAUAUAUAUAUAUAUAUAUAUAUAAAUUUACUAGCUAUUUGUUUGAUGGUAUAUAAGAAUUUUAUUGUUAUACAUUUUAUCCAAAAAUAUUAGAGUUAUGUAAUUUACUUUGUAUAUUUCUUAAUUUUAGUUGCAGUUUAGUAACUAGGUUUGUGUAAAUGGUGGAAGAAUAUAAAACAAAUAUUGUAUUUUAUCAUUACAAAAUCAUAUUUAUUUCAUUUCAAUUUAUUAUUUUGUUUAUUAUUAUUAUUAUUAUUAUUAUUAUUAUUGCUUUUUUAAAUUGUUUUAUUGCAUUGAUAAAUUAUUUUAUAUUUAUUAUGAUGGUAUUUAGAAAAUUGUAUGUAUAAAAAAUUCCAUUAAAAAUAAUAUGAUUGCAAUAUAUAAAUAUAUAUUAAAGUUAAAAUGUUUAUGUAUAAAAAAUAAUAAUAAUAAUAAUAUGAAUAACAGAUACAAUUGAAAUGUAUUGACCAAUAAAAUUAAUGUAUAUUUUUUUAAUCAAAUUUACUACCCUAUGAGUAGUUAUAUUUUAUUUUAUUUAUUAAAUGCACGAAAUAUUAUUAUUAUUAUUAUUAUUUCUAUAAUAUAUAUUUAUCUUAUAACUUAAAUUAACAAUCCAUGUUAUCAUAAUCACAUUAAUUUCUUUUUAGUUAAUAAUUUUUGUGUUGACCAAAUAAAACUGUAACAACUGUAUCUAUUUUAAUGACUAUGUUUAUGUUCAUCAGUAAUAAUAAUUAUACUAUAUAUAAACAGUAGUAUAUUAGUAUAUAAUACCACUAAAAUGUACAUAUGAUACAAAAUUAGUUAUUAAUUAUAUAAAUAUAUAUAAUAUAAAACAUGAACAUAGUAAAAUAAAUAUAGUUGAGUUACAUACUAAUAGGCAAUAGUUUUGCAUGUGAGAUGUACAAAAUAGGUAUGAACAGCAGCGCAUUACGUCCAAAAUUAUAUAUAUAUUGUAACAGUAACUUAGCUUACAAACAAACAGUAUCUAUAAAAAGAUUAUGAUUUCUCAUUUAGUAUGCAGGGCCGUCCUUAGGGUGGGGGGGGGGGGGGAAGCGAGCAGGGUCCAGGCCCUGGGGCUCGCGCUUUUUGCUUACAUUUGGAGGCCUCGCGUUUCAAAAAAAUGGUAAAAUUGGUUUUCGCCCUGGGCCUUGCAAAUCCUAAGGACGGCCCUGUUAGUAUGGCAUUAUGUCAUUCGCAUUUCAGACAAAUUUAAUGUAUAUAUGAUAAGAACUUAUGCGAUACUGGUUAUGGACCUAUUAUUAGGACCACAUGGGUUUAUGUGAAAAAUGGUUAUGGUUGUUGACAUUUUUGUUAGAUGCAAUGAAACCAAAAAUAUUUAACUAAAAAUUGUUCUCUAUUCAUGUACACAGUAAUUGUACAAUAGUAAAGUGCUUAGAUUUUCAAAAUUAAAGUAUGAAAUAGGAGAGAGUAGUUAAUUUUUUUAAUACUACUAAAUCACACAAAUUAAUAAUAUAAUAUAUUGUUUUUAUUAAACCUUAAACAAUAUAAAUAAAUACAUAUGACAAAAUUACAAAAAAAACAUAAUAAUAAUAAUAAUAAUCAACAUGUACCCCAAUGUAUUCUAUUACAAUAUUUUAAUUUAUUUAUUUUGUAUAAAACUAAUUUAAAAUUGUUAAAAAUGUAAAAUAAAAUAUUAGCAAAACAUAUAA
This is a messenger RNA of Metopolophium dirhodum (rose-grain aphid), 4169 nucleotides long. It is a transcript of the gene Rab5, whose product is annotated as ras-related protein Rab-5C. Bases 1040 to 1675 code for a protein of 211 amino acids. NCBI's taxonomy places the organism in Eukaryota, Metazoa, Arthropoda, Insecta, Hemiptera, Aphididae. Gene Ontology annotation, molecular function: GTP binding; GTPase activity. The record is from RefSeq and is a predicted model, not a curated record. The transcript has 5 exons.